GCUGAGCUUAUAUGAGUCUUCUCAAAGUGGGUAAAUUCAGCAUGGGUAAUCUAGAAAAGCUGCAUAUCAGAAAUCCUUUCCGAAUUUAAUAAGACAAAUUGGUUACUAAGCCACUCAAAAAGUAUGAUGUGAGGCCGUUCUGAGCCUAGCCUUCAGCACAGAGUUUGCCCCAAUGUCUAGAAACAGAUAUAAAGAAUUUCUAGUGAUCAGUUUCCAAGCUAUGAAAUAGCAUGGCAAUUUACUAAACCUCAUCAAAACUCUUUCAAUUAACAACAUUAUUCAGGAGAGAAAAGUAUUGUGAUAUAAUUGGACAAGUGAAGAGCUUUGGCAGGCUAACUGUGCAAUUCUGUAAGUAGAAAAUCUCCUCUCCUUGUAUUCUGGCCCUAGACUCUGUGGAGGGUAAAAACAGGGCUAGAAAUGAUACGCUUUAAUUUAUUUUGAUGAGGGAGAUUUGAUACCAACUAUCGAUUUCUUUAUCUUUGUUAAGUUUCACGCUAACAAUCUGAUAUUAAUAAUACCUAAAAUUUGAAUCUUAAGGGAAGCUUAAUUCUCUUUGAGAUCCAUUCUAAAACUUCUGGAUUAACCUAUUCAAUCUUAAACUUGCACAUUCCAA
This is a messenger RNA of Moneuplotes crassus, 613 nucleotides long. NCBI's taxonomy places the organism in Eukaryota, Ciliophora, Spirotrichea, Euplotida, Euplotidae. The record is from the annotation of a GenBank genome assembly.